Molecule: messenger RNA, 1701 nt
Organism: Talaromyces marneffei
Lineage: Eukaryota; Fungi; Ascomycota; Eurotiomycetes; Eurotiales; Trichocomaceae
Exons: 2
Coding region: 1-1701 (566 amino acids)
Source: RefSeq, a predicted model, not a curated record
AUGUCUGGAAUGGAAUUCGUAGGUCUUGUUUUGGCAAUUCUACCUCUGGUAGCCAACCAGCUGGACAACUACUCUCGUGGAAUCGAGACAGUCAAAGGACUCCGUCAAUACCGAUGGGAACUGGAGAAUUAUUCUAGCAACUUGAGCGCGCAGUACGCGAUCUUCUUGAACACACUGCAGAUAUUCCUUCAAGACGUUGUUGACGAUCAUGACCAGCGGUCAGAACUCAUCAAGAAUCCCACGGGCAAUGCGUGGAAAGAUACUCAAUUGCAAGCGGCCUUGACAGAUAAACUGGGUCGUGAUUAUCACGCGUUCUUUGGGACGAUGGCAGGUCUAUGCUCUCUUCUGGAGGAACUCUCAAAUAAACUCAAUAGGCGUACACCUGAUUAUUCGAAGGCUGUGUCGCUCAAGUCAUUAGGAACCCUCAAAUUCAGGAAGAUCCUCUCAAAGGCGGUAUACGAAGAUAUCCUUGAUAAAAUCGACAGAUCGAACCAGAUAUUGCGGACCCUUACCGAGCAGUCACGUCAGAUUGACAAGACUAAGAAGGUCUUACCUAGACGGAAGGAUGGCCUGAAACGGCAUCGUGACGGGCGCCGUCAUGCUCGAGCAUUGUACAACAUUCUGGUGCAGGGUCAAGGCUGGAAGUGUUCCUGCAAAGACAAUCAUACGGUUUGCUUCCGGAUUGAUACGAAUACUAUUCACAAUUCCAAGACUGCCGAUGAAAUCAGGAAAACUCGUUUUCUAUUGAUGAUAUCGGCAGCCAGAAAAAUCCGUCAGACGUAUUCGGGCGAAGAAUGGCAUGAGGUCGAGCUACAGCCAGAGUUGAUCGAGAAUACGAUUUCUGUUAAUAUUCCGGAAACUUCAAUGUCAAUCUCCAAAGGCAAACGCAAAGUCCAAUUUGCUCCCAUUUGCACCACCAUUUGCGUGGAGGCAGUGCACAAGGCACCUGUUCAUCAAAUUGACGAUUUGUGCUAUACUCUGGGUAGUUUUAGUCCUGAUGUGCACGAAGACACCAUUGGCUACAUCUUCAACCACCCCGAUGAUGAACAGUACCACAUGCGACUCCUUCGCAAGGUCGACCAGGACGUCAACUUAUGCUCUCUGCAGGACGUCCUUUCUGGCUCAAACUCCUUGGCCACACCUGUCCACGGCUCAGAUGAGCUAAGCCGACGUGAUAGAUUGUACCUAGCUGUUAUCCUAGCAUGCGGUGUCUUGCAGCUCUACGGAAGCUGGCUAAAGCGACAAUGGGGGACAAAAGACGUUCUGUUCGCUCAAGACUCGCAUCAAGGGUUCACCAACUUCGAACACCCAUAUCUAGUUUGGCGAAUUUCAGAUUCGAGUAAUUACGGCAGCGCUAUCACAUCGACAACUACCAGAAUUUAUAAUGAGAUCCUACUUCCCCUAGCUAUUGCCCUGAUCGAACUGUCUCUGGGCAAGACAAUAUCGGCGCUAUAUCGAUUUGAAGACCACGGCCCUACCGAGCGAGAAAUGCACUUCAACACUGCUACCCGGGUCCUAAGACUUGUGUACUGCGAAAGUGGAACGAACUAUGGCGAUGUCGUUAAACAGUGCUUAUAUUGGCCUCGAGAUAAGGGAGAACGUUUCGAGGAUCCGCAGUUCGAUGAGUCCAUUUUUGACACGGUUGUCUCUCCGCUACUUAAAGAUUUUGAUUAUUUUGAGGGGGUGUCUCAGAUGCAUUAG